Alosa alosa (allis shad) is the source of this 8412-nucleotide messenger RNA. RefSeq names its product leucine-rich repeat kinase 2 (gene lrrk2). Gene Ontology annotation, biological process: protein phosphorylation. Gene Ontology annotation, molecular function: GTPase activity; GTP binding; ATP binding. Lineage: Eukaryota; Metazoa; Chordata; Actinopteri; Clupeiformes; Clupeidae. The record is from RefSeq and is a predicted model, not a curated record.
GAAUACGCCAACAGGAAACGUCUAAGUUUUUCUUACCAUAACGCAGUUUACAUUUGUAGGGAAGACCUGCGUUAUCUGGAGCAAUGGAGCGUGGUGUAACCUUAUGUUGUCGCGCAUUAUGGAAUGUUUUCAACAUCUGUCUGUCUGUACAUUCUGUAACAGUUUAGCAUCGCUGCAACAUUUUUACAAAGCCACGUGAUUUUAACUCAACACAAGGAUUUGUAGAUGUAUUCAAGGGCAAGAUAGCACUAAUUCGACGAAGAGGAACAUGGUGAAUAAAGAGGAGUUGGAGGAGCGACUCAAAAAGUUACUAGUGCGGCUAAGUAAUAUACAGGAGGGGAAACAAUUAAGUACCAUGGUGCAGAUCAUGGAGGAUCUGCUCUUUCUGGCGCACACGGAUGGUUGUGCUGCUGAACUCUUUGAAGGCAAAAAUGCACACAUGCCACUGCUGAUAGUGUUGUUAUCGUAUACCAGCAGUAAGGGAGUACAGCAGGCAGGGUGGUCACUGCUUUGCAAGCUGGUAGAAAUAUGUCCUACAACCCUGGAGAAGUUGGCCCAACCUUUGGCUUUAUCAAAGGAAUGGGAGGUUUUGGGGGUUCACCAGCAGAUUCUUAAGGUGCUGGCCAUGCAUAUCACAGACUGUGGGGUCUUUACGGUAACAUUGCGAGCCUUGGCACAUCUUCUCAGAUCACCUGACAUACUGCUGCAGGUUCUGGAAGAAGAUGUGGAUGUGUUUGACCUGAUCGUAGAAGGGAUGAAGUCUUUUCCAGGUAGUGAAGAGCUGCAAUUGCAGGGCUGUCGGGCAUUGCAAGUGCUUCUCGAAAGAGUUUCAGAUGAGCACCUGGUGGACUUUGUGGACAGACAGGAUCACAGUGUGGUGGUGAGAGCAGCUCACGAGUUCCGGGACAAUGAGGACCUGCUCCUGCACGCCCUUCGAGUGCUGCUGCCCCUGGCUGACCCCCCCAGUAAUGUGGAGAUCCUCAUGUCCAAAAAGGAGAGGUGCUACUCCCUCAUCAGUCACUCCAUGCUCUCGUUUCCCCACUCGGAAGCCUUGCAGGAGGUUGGCUGCUGCCUGCUUCAAAAGUUCACCUCAGAGAGUUACUACAACAUACUGGUACUGAAUGGAAUACAUGGAGUCACAGUGACAGCGUGCCUCACUUACCCAGAAAAUGCAACACUACAAGCAUCUGCCCUAACCUGCCUGGCUGCCCUCACAAAAACGAUUGUGCUGAACAAAGGGCUUGAGAAUGCGACGGGUGAGGAGGAGGAGGAGGAGGAGGGCGAGGCGGAGAGGCAUCAGAUGAAGGGGGAAGAGGGUGGAGACCUGUGCUGGAUGGAGGCGAGUUGCAGAGCUCUGGAGCUUCACACAGCAGAUGCUGCAGUACAGCAGGCGGCAUGCUUGGCACUGAACAGCCUGCUGAUACAUGGCAGUGGACUCAUGUGGGAUCAUGUUUGUGAGGAGGAGGAGGGGAGGAGUCCAGUCCAGAGGAAGAUCAUGGCAGCCAUGCUGCUGCACUCCAACUGUGUGGGAGUGUUCCAGGCAACUGCUGUUACUCUCUGCAAUCUCAUUCAGCUUAACGGUAAAAUCCGAGGACAGCUGCUGUCCCAUGGCAUCCAUUUCAACGUUGUGGAGAUUAUGAAGCUGCACAUACAUUCUACUAGAGUGUCCAGCAGUGGUUGUAGAUUGCUCAAGCAGCUCUUUCAGGGAUGGAGGGCAAGUUUAGAUGAGGCCACCAUGGCUAUGAAUCUGAUCUUAAAAGCUAUGGUGAAGCAUAACUUUCAACUACAAGUUCAGUUAGAUGGUCUACAAGCCAGCCUAACGUUCCUAAGCCCAGACAGGAGUUUGCAGGAGCAUGGCAUGUCUGUGGCGGAUCCGGAUGCAGAGGACGUGUCUCUGAGGGUUCUGAAGAAUCAGUGUGUGCUAGAGGGAGCUCACACAGUCUACCUGGAGGCUCUCAACAGAUUCAUCAGCAACAAAGACAUUCAGGAGUACGGCCUUUGUGUCCUCUCUGAGCUGGCCGGCUGCUCGGGGGCCGUUGACCUCAUGUGCCAACAAGGGGCCAUUGAUACAGUCCUACAUACACUACAGAUGUUUCCAAGGAAACGUGAAAUCCACUAUUGGGGGUUAAGCCUCCUGGUCUACCUCAUCAGCAAAAAGAAGCUCUCUCGCACAAUCGUUCCUGUCCUGGCCUCGGUGCUCGUGCAGUCUAUGCGGCAGUACAUGGAGGAUGGAGAGAUGCGAAUGAAAGGUUUCAGGGUAGCAUGGAAACUGAUGGACACCUGCUCUGCUGCAGCGGCUGCGCUCGAGAGUGAAAACUUUGCCAGGGAGAUCUUUGAUCAGCUGAGGCAACACUCCUCAGAACAACGUAGCGAUUCUCUGCACAGGUUGAGCUGCCUGUGCUUGUCUAAGAUGGUGGCUGAUGGCGAGAUUAAGUACACCGUGCUGGAGAAGGCCUGUGAAGCGGAGGAUCUGCUCAUGGCUGAAUGCCUCAUACUGCUGGGAGCCGACAUCAACAAGAAAACCAAAACAGAGUCCCUCAUAUACCAGGUGUGUGAGCGUGGCGGGCCACUGGCUCUGGUGGAGCUGCUGCUGAGUGCGGGCGUUCACGAGCAGCACUUGCGGGGAGCUCUGGGCACGGUCGUGAGGCGAGGGGAUGGCCCUGUGGUCAUCCUGCUGCUGGGCCGCCUGGGCCUGGACCUCAACAACAGUGCGCUCUGCCUGGGGGGCUUCAGGCUGGGCCGCCUGGAGGCUGCCUGGCUCAGCCCUCUCCUGUCCGAGCGCAGAGUUCCUCCCAGUGGCCACAGGAGGAACUGUAAAGGCCAAAGUUUAGCUCGACAGAUCCAGUUACUCCAAAAGAAGAAAGGAACUGUGGGCUCACCAGGAAUGCUGAAUGACCUCUCCGGGUACCUUUCAGGGGAAGAGAGUGAUGACUCCAGUCACAUCUCUCUUGAAGACAGCCUUGUCUUUACCUUUGAGGACAUAGAGAGUGAUGGAAGUGAAGGAGCCCACAGUGUUCUGAAGCUCUGUUGUGAUUCGCCGGAGGAGCAGAGGGCCAGGUCAACACCAAGACAAAACGGCCGACCCAGACACAACAGCUCUGAGGGAGGCCAAGUAGAGUCAGACUCGCAGGAGUUUUUACACAAGAAGCUUAAUAGACACUUGCAGAAUCACAGAGUACUUAACUCUGGUGAGAGCCCCUCUCCCUCCCUGUCGGGUGGAGACCGAGAGCACAUCCGCCUGCUGGACCUGUCCGGGAAUGAGCUGGACAGCCUGAGCUGUCUGAUGGACAGCCUCACAGUCCAGAAGCAGCUAGAGUAUCUGCAACGCCUGGACCUGAGUCAGAACGCCCUGACCAAGUUCCCCAGCUCCCUGUGUGAGUGUCUCAGGAGACUGACUCGUUUGGAUCUCCAAGGCAAUCAACUACAGUCACUGCCAGCCCAAAUCCUGGGCUUGCCGGCUCUGAGCGUGCUCAACGUGUCACGGAACUGUGUGGGCCCAGUGUUAACCUUUGACCCUGCGGUCUGCUGUCCGACUUUGCGACAGCUUAAUCUGUCCUUCAACCACAUCACCACCUUCCCGAGCCAGCUCGGCUACGUCAUGACACGACUGGAGGAGUUCUUUCUUGAGGGGAACCAGAUCAGUGCUCUAUCUGGUCCCCUCUGUCUAUCUGAACUGAAAGUUCUCGAUGUGAGUAAGAACAGUAUAGAACUCAUCUCCAGUGACUGCCUGUCUGAGUGCCCCAGACUGGAGACUCUGAAUGCCUCCAUGAACAAACUCAGUUCUUUGUCACACCUUCCCACAAAACUAACUACUCUAAAGUUUUCAAACAAUGACUUCACAGUUGUACCUGAUGUCAUUGUGAAUUUGCCAAAUUUACAAUCUGUGGACAUGAAGAACAAUCAGAUCUCCGUCUUGCCUGGACCAUCUGCAUGGGCAUCUGUGAAUCUCCGAGAGAUCAUGUUCAGUCACAAUCAGAUCGCCGCGCUGGACCUGAGUGGACCAGCCUACAAAUGGGCUCGGGUAGAGAAGCUCCAUCUGUGUAACAACAAGCUUACUGAGAUUCCUCCACAGAUUGGCCUGCUGGAGGAGCUCACGUCUCUAGAUGUAAGCCGGAAUAGCGGCCUGCGGUCCUUCCCGGAUGAAAUGGGAAAACUGGGGCGGCUGUGGGACCUGCCCCUGGAUGGGCUGAAACUCCAACUGGACCUGAAACACAUCGGGAACAAAACCAAAGACAUUGUCAGAUUUCUGCAACAGCGGCUGAAGAAGGCGGUGCCCUACCACCGCAUGAAGCUAGUGGUGGUGGGCAAUGGGCAGAGUGGGAAGACCUCGCUCAUGCAGCAGCUGAUGAGGCUGAAGAGGGUGCAGGGGCACCAGGGGCCGAGCCCCGCCAGCAUCCACGUCAGGGACUGGAGCAUCCGCGAGCGCGACAAAAAGAACAUGGUGCUCAACGUGUGGGACUUCUCAGGUGGAGAGGAGUAUAGCGAGUCGAAUCCUCAUUUUAUGGGUCCUCGUGCACUCUACCUUGUGGUUUACGAUGUCAGCAAGGGUGUGAGUGAGGUGGAUGCCAUCAAACCCUGGCUCUUCAACAUCAAAGCGGUGGCCCCCCUGUCCCCUGUGAUUCUGGUGGGGACUCACAAAGACAAGUGUGACGAGCGACAGAAGGAGGAGUGUUUUGAGAAGGUGCGGGAGGAGUUGAUUGGACAGCCAGGGUUCCCAAUUAUCCGGGAUUAUCACGUGGUUUCCAUCUUUGAUGACGCAGACUCUGUCAACAGACUCCGGAAAGCCAUUGUCAGGGAGGUGGUUAACUUUAAGAUCCAGGGCCAGCAUGUGAUGGGCCAGCUGGUGCCGGACUCUUAUGUGGAGCUGGAGCGGAGGUUGCUGCGGGAGCGUGAGCUUGUGGUCCCGGAGUUCCCCGUGCUCACGCACCGCCACCUGCUGCAGAUGAUCCAGGACAGCCAGCUGCAGCUGGAGGAAGCGGAGCUACCACACGCCAUCAGCUUCCUCAGCGAGACCGGGAUACUCCUGCAUUUUGAUGACCCUGCCCUGCAGCUUGGGGAGAUCUACUUCAUAGACCCUCAAUGGCUUUGCAAUAUUAUCUCACAGACCCUGGGCCUGAAGAUCUGUAGUGGUGGGGAGCAUCUGAGGGGAGUGGUUCAGCGCGCUGUUCUGGAGGUGUUUCUCACGGAGAGCCGCAGUUUCCCCAAGAGCCUCCUGACUCAGUACCUCAAACUGCUGGAGAAAUUUCAGAUCGCUCUCCCUCUUGGCCAGGACCAGUUCCUGGUUCCUAACAGUCUAUAUGAGGAGAAACCCAUCUUUGAUCUGCCUCACUGUGAGCACUCGGAGGUCAUCAUCCGACUCUACGAGAUGCCCUACUUUCCCAUGGGCUACUGGUCCAGACAGAUCAACCGUCUCCUGGAGGUCUCUCCAUUCAUGCUGUGUGGAAGAGAGAGGGUUCUGAAACCCAACCGAUUGUACUGGAGGAGGGGCAUCUACCUGAGUUGGUCCCCAGAGGCCUACUGCCUAGUAGAGGCUGAUGCCGUGGAAAAUGGCCCAGCCAACGUCAUAAAGAUCACUGUUCCCUGCUCUCGCAAAGGUCGUGUUUUACUUGGGCAAGUGGUGGACCACAUUGACUCCUUGUUGGAGGAGUGGUUCCCUGGUCUUCUCACCACAGACAUCCAUGGGAAUGGAGAGACCCUGCUGAAGAAGUGGGUUUUGUACAGCUUUGAUGAUGGACAAGAGUGCAACAGGAUGCUGCUUGAGGAAGUGCUCAACCACAUAGAUGAAGACUGCCUGUUGGUGAAUUCAGAGGACUCCCGCUGCACUGUGCCCAUCGCUCAGAUCUCCCCUGACCUCAUUCUGAGUGACCAGCCUGCCAGCACAAUGCUCAACAGUGAGGUGCUCGAGAUGGACCUUUCCAAAGAGUAUCUUCUGGGAGAUGGAGGUUUUGGCUCAGUUUAUAGAGCCAUUUACAAGAAUGAAGAUGUUGCGGUCAAGAUCUUCAACAAGCAUGCAUCAGACCUCUACAUCCACCGACUGGUCAGACAGGAGUUGGCCGUACUGGGCCGCCUGCACCACCCCAGUCUGGUGAGUCUGCUGGCCGCCGGGAUCCUCCCCCGCCAUGUGCUGGUCAUGGAGUUGGCCCCGCUCGGCUCACUGGACUCACUCUUUGAGCAUGAAAACUGCAGCCUGAACCGCAAGCUCCAGCAUAGGAUCGCCUUACAGGUGGCCGAUGGCCUGAGAUAUUUGCACUCCUCCAUGAUCAUUUACCGAGACCUGAAACCCCAUAAUGUGCUUCUGUUCAACCUGAAGACAGACUCUGAGAUCAUUGCCAAGAUCACUGACUAUGGCAUUUCCCAGUACUGCUGCAGCAUGGGCGUCAGAAGCUCUGAGGGAACACCAGGUUUCCGUGCACCUGAAGUUGCCCGUGGUGGAGUGAUCUAUAACCUGCAGGCAGAUGUGUUUUCCUUCGGUCUGCUGCUGUAUGACCUCCUGACUUGCGGAGAGCGCAUCGCUGACGGCAUGAAGUUCCCCAGCGAGUUUGAUGAGAUAGCGGUACAGGGCAAACUACCAGACCCGGUGAAGUACUACGGCUGCUCCCCGUGGCCAGGCUUCCAGAUUCUGAUGAAGGACUGCCUGAAGGAGAGCCCACAGGACAGGCCCACCUCAGCACAGGUGUUUGACAGGCUGAACUCAGGGGAGAUGCUGUGUCUGAUGACUGAGGUGACCGUGUACGGGAUGCCCUCAGAGUGCUUCACUCUCUCCGGAGACCAGGGCUCACAGGUGUGGCUGGGUGGAGGGAGCUGCACCCAGAGACUUGGCUGCAUCUCCUCAGUGGAUCUACAGUCUGAGAAAUCCUCUUCUCAGGAGGUUGACAGUAGCCCAGUGCUGUGUGUGGUGAGUGUGCGGAUCCCUGGAGAGCCCUGCGACUGGCUCGUGGCAGGAACACAGGCUGGCUCACUUAUUGUCAUCGACACUAGUAACCCCUCCAGUUUUCAUCAUCUCCAGAAGGCGUCAGACGCUGUGACGUCAUUGUUUUUUCACACACACACACCACGCAGUGGUUUGAAGAAUUACCUGUUGAUUGGGACUGCAGAUGGAAUGCUGGUUAUAUAUGAAGAUUCAGUGUUGAAGCACAAGAAUGGGGCACCUGUGAAGACGGUUCAGGUGGGGAAUGUCAACACCCCGCUGGUCAGUCUUUGUCAGUCCACUCACUCGCAGGACAGGAGCACAGUCUGGGCAGGCUGUGGCACCAGGGUGCUCUCCCUCACUACCGACUACGACGUCUGGAAAACCAUAGACACAAAACACAGGCAACUGACUCAGAAGCAACAUUGUGGAGUAAGCAGUGACACAAAUGUAUCGCGACUGGUGGUGGACAAGCAUGUGUUCCUGAGCAAAGUUGGAGGCCAGGUGGUGGAGGUCUGGGACAAGAAGAGUGAUAAGACCAUUGACCUCAUUGACUGCGCUCAGUUACUUCGACCGAACGCCUGCCGUAAGCCUAGAAGAGCCAGCUCGGACGUGUUUGGGGAGAUGGAGCCAUCUUGGGCCACUGUAAAAGCUUUGUUGGUGCAGCACAGCACCACACUAUGGAUCGGAACCAGAGCUGGACACAUCCUGCUGGUGGAACUGACCAACAGGCAACUACUGCAGGCCAUCAGUCUCCACUGCCACUCUGUCCGGAGCAUGGCAUCUGUGCUGAUCGAAACGCUCAACAGGAAAAGUGUUGUGAUGGUACUGGGGAAACGGCAACGACUGGCCCAAGAUCAAGUCAGGAAUCAGUGUGAUGAAGACUCUGUACUGAUGGUUUGGAACAGCACCCUCCCCCUUGAAGUGAAAGACUUAAGUAGGCAUUGUGAGCUAAGGGAGGAAAUCACAGCCAAGAUGAGAGAACAGCUCUUCGACUGAACCUGCGUUGCACUUACCCCCCACCCCCCAACUUCAAAAGCCAAAAAUAUUACGACACAAUUAUCAUCAGGGAUGGCCGUGUAGCCUAUUCUGUUGCCUGAUUUUCACUAAAGUAUUGGGGGGAAAGGGACAUGAAUAAUCUGAAUAUAAUCAAGGGAAACCACUCGAUAUCUUUCUUUGCAUGUCUGCCAAACAAACUUUAUUUUACUGCAUGGGGAUGGAUUCUGGAGUGUCUAACUUCAGUUAGCCUAUGUUCUCUUGUGCAAACAGGUUGUGUGAAUGUAUCACUUGGAUUUUAUUUUAUUUUAUUUCAUCACACAUGAACAUUCAAAAGGGAUGAUAAAGUAACUAUUUAUGCUGGAUUCUCCUAGCACUUGCAAUCAAACUGGAAACCCCUUUUGAUACUUCUUAACGAUUUUAUUUUAUUUAUUGAAGUGUGGUCCAACAUGCCACGGAAACAGAUUGUAAUAUGAGACUGUUUGUAUUAAAAUUGCAGUGUUGUGCUA